AUGAAGAAAAUGACGGACGACAAAAACAGCAGUGAAAACAACAACCAGAUUGCAAAAAAAAAAACAACAGCUUUCAUAAGGAAAGUAAAAGAAAACCUUGAGAAAAGUAUCAGAAGGGCACAAAGACUCCUCCUCUCCUCCUCCUCUCUCUCUCCCUCCCCCAUCUCUCCCUCUCUCUCUCUCUCUCUUUCCCUCACCCAUUUUGCUGUAUGUCGGUCAUGUACACUAAAACCCUCCCUCCCUCCCUCAGCAACCAACGCAAUAAUUUCUUUUCAAUUUGAUAUUUUACUGCAGGUCGUAUCUAGCAGAUUUUUUUUUCUUUUUUUUUGUUCACAAUGCGACUUCUUGUCAAAUGCGAAACGUAAGCUAUCUAUCUAUCUAUCUAUCUAUCUAUCUAUCUAUCUAUCUAUCUAUCUAUCUAUCUAUCUCAUUCUCUCGUAUCUAUCUAUCUAUCUUAAUCGGUUCGUAUCUAUCUAUCUAUCUCAUUCUGUAACUUCCUUUCUAUCUAUUUAUCUCUUUCUAUCUAAUUAUGUUCUUUCUUUCUAUCUAUCUAUCUAUCUAUCUAUCUAUCUAUCUGAAUAUUUCGUAUCUAUCUAUCUAUCUAUCUUAAUCGGUUCGUAUCUAUCUAUCUAUCUAUCUAUCUAUCUAUCUCAUUCUGUAACUUCCAAUCUAUCUAUUUAUCUCGCUCUAUCUAAUAAUGUUCUUUCUACCUUUCUAUCUAUCUAUCUAUCUAUCUAUCUAUCUAUCUACCUGAAUAUGUUCGUAUCUAUCUAUCUAUCUAUCUAUCUAUCUAUCUAUCUAUCUUAA
This is a messenger RNA of Acanthosepion pharaonis, 807 nucleotides long. The record is from the annotation of a GenBank genome assembly. Lineage: Eukaryota; Metazoa; Mollusca; Cephalopoda; Sepiida; Sepiidae.